This is a messenger RNA of Pygoscelis adeliae (Adelie penguin), 849 nucleotides long. RefSeq names its product mannosidase, beta A, lysosomal-like (gene MANBAL). The coding region runs from base 98 to 355 and encodes 85 amino acids. The transcript is spliced from 3 exons. Gene Ontology annotation, cellular component: membrane. Lineage: Eukaryota; Metazoa; Chordata; Aves; Sphenisciformes; Spheniscidae. The record is from RefSeq and is a predicted model, not a curated record.
GGUGUAUGAAUCAGGAUUAUCAGUAGGAGUUUGUCCUGAGAAAUUCCGGUAACCAGUCUUCCUGAGAGCAUUAGAGGAGCGGAAGGGUGCAUUCACGAUGGCUGCAGAGUUGGAUUUUUCCCCGCCUGAAAUCCCUGAGCCCACGUUCAUGGAGAACGUGCUACGCUACGGACUCUUCAUUGGAGCCAUUUUCCAGCUUAUCUGUGUGCUAGCCAUAAUCCUGCCAGUUUCAAAGUCCCAUAAGACAGACUCGGACAGUUUUGAGCCCAAGAAUUCAGAGACAGUGAAGAAGCCAAAGGCAACUGCUCCACAGAUAAGCAAGAAACCCAAGAAGGAAACCAAAAAGAAACGAUAAAGCCAUGACCGAUGAGCCUCAAAAGACAAAAUAAUCAGCUAUAAUCAUGCUUCCUCAGAGAUGACAUCAAAGACAACUAACUAUAUUACAUGGUUCUCUGGCAUUGCCAUGCUUUACCUUUCAGGGACAAGGGAGAAGGAACUUAUAAGAGUGGAAGGGGCAGGGUUCUGCCAUAGAUUUCUUACAAGCAAAGAGGACUUCACAUGUCCAGGACUUCAUUUGAUACGAUUAAUGCGUCAGUCACCAUUAAAGUGACUUCUGUCAUUUCUGAUGGGUAGAGAGGCCUGUUGUCCUAGCUCCUCCAUGCUGGCUAGGAUUUGUGGUAAAGUCCCUGUGGAAGGUGGAGCAUGGGUUUGCUACUUUGGAUACCGGUUUGUGUUGUAUUUUUUGAAGGCAGAGGGAUCAAAUGGAUCAAGGAUACCACACUACACAGCUUUGUAUUCAUCUCUGUUGUCAUCUAGUCUGAAAUACAUAGCUGCAUUUUAUGGCUUAAU